AUUGGUAUGGAACUGAAACUCACCUAUUCCGAGACUUACCAGCUUUGAAACACAGGUAUACUGGCUGGAUUAUGAAUUAGGUUUUUUUGUAACUGUCAGGAUUUGCAUGUUUGGAAAUCUGAAAAAUCAUUCUAUUAAUUAAUGGUGUCCCAUUCCCUAAAUGCUUAUGAUUUUUCCAAUUUAAUUUGAUGUGUAAAUGUUAAAUGUGUGGUGAACUGAAGAAUCUUUCAUAUAUGGAAAGAAGAUGUUUAAGUCUUUACAAAUACAUUCAUUUUUAUGCACUCUUGCAAAAAACAAAUGGUUUCAACCAUGGACUGUUAGUUUUCCCAGUUCCUAGUUAAAAACCAAUAGUAAAUUGGAGCAAUAAGGGGAGAAACAAGAAAAAGAAGAUGCCAGCAGCAGUGUGGUUUGCUUUGAAGAGGUCAUUUAAGUGUAAAUUUUCAAAAGGGGAUGCACAUGAUCCACACCCAAGUGGUAAAAACACAUCAAGGACCAAAAGGAAAGUGAAAAACAGGUCUGUAUGUUCAAAACCAAACUUGCAAAGCCCCACUAAACCUGUUGGAAAAUCUAAACUUGUCAAUCCAAUUGCUGCUCCCUAUGUGGGAAUGGUUAAUACAGUGUGGACACCUGUAAAUGGGGGAAGCCAACACAGUGGGCCCCCAAGAAGGAAAGGGCUAUAUAAUGGACCUCUGAGAAGGGGAUUGUCCAGAUCAUCGGGUUUUACUUGGGCUGGAAGAGAUUCAAGUAGCUCUCAACCUUUGAGUUGUCCCAAAUGUGGUGAGAAGUUUUCAGAAUGGAAAGAUGUUGAAUCGCAUCACCUCUCCAACCAUGCUGUCACACAAAUAGUUGAAGGAGACUUGUCAAGAGAAAUAAUAGAAAUGAUCUGCAGAACCAACCUGCAGUCAUCAAUGCACUCCGGCAACAAAGAGGAUAGCAAUGGUAUUCAAAUGGUCUUGAAAGUGCACAACACCCUAAAGACACUAACUCAAUUUGAAGAGUAUCGCGAAGCAGUUAAGACGAAAGCCAACAGACUAGUCAAAAAACACGCACGUUGCCUUGCCGAUGGGAACGAGCUAUUGAGAUUCCAUGGCACAACCGUGGAAUGCCAUUUAGGCAUGGGAGAUUCCUCAGGUUUAUGUGUGUCACAUACAUGUGAUGUUUGCCAAAUUCUGAGACACGGGUUCACGAUCAACAGUGGGGUCGGGGUGUUGACGGCGUCCACGAGCCGAGGGGCACUUGAGGGCGUAAAGGUAAAGGAUGGCGGUGGUGAGAGGAAGGUAGUGAUGGUGUGUAGAGUGAUUGGUGGAAGGGUGCAUAGAGCACUUGACAGUGUUGAAGAGAUUGGGUGUGAACCAUCAUUAGGGUUUGAUUCUCUAGCUGGUCAUAAAGUGGGUGGUUUGAGCUCAGGUGUUGUAGAAGAGCUCAUUGUACUCAGCCCCAAAGCUUUGCUUCCUUGCUUCAUUGUCAUUUAUAAAGCAUAAACAUAAUUUUGUAAUGCACAAGGUAAUGAAGAUAGGCGGAACCUAACCCUUGAAUGGUAUGGUAGGGCACGGGAAAAACAUGUAGACCAAGGAGAAGCAAGUGAAGAACAUACAAAAACAAAAGAGUAGACCUCAUAUGCAGUGGCGGACCCAGAGAUUUGUGAGAGCGGGAGCACACUAGACACUAAAGUUAGUCUAUAACUCUAUAAUAAAAACUCCAAAUGUAAUAAAAAU
Messenger RNA from Cuscuta epithymum, 1715 nucleotides. The record is from the annotation of a GenBank genome assembly. NCBI's taxonomy places the organism in Eukaryota, Viridiplantae, Streptophyta, Magnoliopsida, Solanales, Convolvulaceae.